GAGUCGCGGGCUGACACUCGGCGACGACGUUCGCAUCGCAACGACGCGAACGACAGGUUUCGCUCGACACUCGCGCGGCGUAGCACGCGAAACCCCCACGGCGGCGGGUUUAGGGAUAGUAAGGGAGCGCUAAGCCCUCGGCGGUUGGCGACAAAAACCUCGCGUGCGCGUGCGUGAGAAGAGGCGAGGCCGGAGCGGUACCCCCCACGAAGGCUAGCGGGGAGUUCGGGAUACACACGGGAUAGGAAACGAAACAUGGCGACCCUGGAGAACGUGAACGGGCUGAACCCCCAGCAGGUUCCCGCGCUGGUCAUGCGGUCCGUGGAGAACGCGCGAUCCGCGCUGGACGACGGCGACUUCGAGCGGGCCAUCAAGAUGAUGAACAGCACCGACCAGCUGUGCUCCAAAGUCGUCGCCCCGCCGACGGUGCACGGCCUCGCGAUGCGCGUGCUGUCCGACGCUUACGUGAAGAAAGGCGAGCUGGAGUCGGCGAAGGCGGCGCUGGAGAAGGGCCUGGCGCUGUGCAAGCCUCACGACGGCCGAGCGGGCAUGCCCCCGUUCAUGAGAGCCGACCUCAACGGGCGGAUGGGCGACUUGCUCAUGGCGCUCGGAGAGAUUCAUCGAACGGAGGGUGACGCGAAGGGGGCGUGCCGGCGGAUGCGGCAGGCGAUCGAGAGGUUCCACGUGCUGGGCCAGAACGAGUUCGUCGCGGCGACGCACAAUCGCAUCGCGCUCACCCUGAUCGAGCAGGGCAAGCACAAGCUGGCGAUGGACGAGAUCACGGAAGCCGAGAAGAUGGGCGCCGGCAACGAGCACGAGGCUGCCAUCCUGAGCACCACCUUCUCUUACAAGGGCAAGUGCCUGGAGGCUGGCGGGGACGUGACGGGCGCGAGGGAGGCUUUCACGAAGGCGCUGAGCUACGGCAUGGCGUGUGGGAACGAGGGCGUGGUGCAGGAGGCCGAGGCUUUCCUCGGCCAGACGCAGGACCAGAGCACGGUCGACCAAGAUGCGUUCCUCUAGGGGUGGGCUCGCCAUCUUUCGGCGGCGCGCGCACAGCCCCUCGCCUCGUGCUCAUAACACCACCACACGUUAUUAAAACCGAUUAGCCGCAAUGUCAAUGCAUCAGAGUUGUUCAUCGAU
This is a messenger RNA of Micromonas commoda, 1140 nucleotides long. RefSeq lists its product with no specific name. The record is from RefSeq and is a predicted model, not a curated record. Gene Ontology annotation, molecular function: protein binding. The transcript is spliced from 2 exons. NCBI's taxonomy places the organism in Eukaryota, Viridiplantae, Chlorophyta, Mamiellophyceae, Mamiellales, Mamiellaceae. Bases 256 to 1020 code for a protein of 254 amino acids.